Saccharomyces kudriavzevii IFO 1802 is the source of this 2079-nucleotide messenger RNA. RefSeq lists its product as uncharacterized. Bases 1 to 2079 code for a protein of 692 amino acids. Gene Ontology annotation, cellular component: membrane. The transcript has a single exon. Gene Ontology annotation, biological process: xenobiotic detoxification by transmembrane export across the plasma membrane. Lineage: Eukaryota; Fungi; Ascomycota; Saccharomycetes; Saccharomycetales; Saccharomycetaceae. The record is from RefSeq and is a predicted model, not a curated record. Gene Ontology annotation, molecular function: antiporter activity; xenobiotic transmembrane transporter activity.
AUGGUAGGGAUCCUGUCAAAGACUCUUUCAGAAGUGCAUCCUUCGCUCCGAACGAAUGGUAUGGGUAUUGGUAACACUCAUAGAAGAAUAUCGUUAGGUUUUCUUCCCCCCAACAAGAAGAACCCCCUGGUACGCAAGUUUCGUGCAAGAACGAGAAACACCGAUCAGCGAAGUUUUCGAUCUUUGACAAACGAUUUCGGAAGUAACGUGCAUGAACCAGGUCCAUAUUUGGGUAAUAUUGAAGAGGAACCAGACCUAUACUACCAUGAUGAGGAGGAUGGCGAACUUAGCAGAACAAUUUCUUUGCCCUCAAGAGUGUCAGAAACCCCUGAACUUUCGCCACAAGACGUUGACUGGAUUCUACAUGAGCAUGAACGACGAUAUUCAUCAGUGUAUAACUCUGAUAACGAGGAAGCAAGCCAGAGCAACACACCUGAUGGAACGCAAGAACAUUCUGGAAGAGAGCUGGAAUAUGACGAAUUCAUGAAUAGACUUCAGGCUCAGAAACAGAAAUUGAAUCAAAAUGCAAUAAUUGAAGCGUCACAUCGUAGAAGGCCAUCAUUCGUAUCCGUGACUAGUCGAGGUUCGGUUCCGACCAUUUACCAAGAACUAGACGAGAACGAUUCUGAAGCACUAGUCGAAUUAGCUCAUAGCCAUGUGACCUUCAAGUCAGAGGCGAAAGUUUUAGCAUCCUACUCUUUCCCUCUAAUCUUCACGUUUUUACUGGAACAAAUUUUCCCUAUGGUCUGUUCAUUAACUGUUGGUCACCUGGGUAAGAAUGAGCUAGCGGCUGUAUCUUUAGCAUCCAUGACUUCCAACAUCACCCUAGCUAUAUUUGAAGGCAUUGCCACUAGUCUAGACACUCUAUGCCCUCAAGCAUACGGCUCUGGAAGGUUUUAUAGUGUGGGGGUUCACUUUCAGCGUUGUAUUGCCUUCUCAUUAGUUAUAUAUGUACCGUUUGCAUUCAUGUGGUGGUAUUCUGAACCCAUCCUUUCUUAUAUCAUUCCUGAGAAAGAAUUAAUAAAUUUAACAUCACGAUUUUUGAGAGUCCUGAUACUGGGAGCUCCAGCAUACAUUUUGUUCGAGAAUUUGAAGCGAUUUUUACAAGCUCAAGGCAUUUUUGAUGCAGGUAUCUACGUUCUGACAAUAUGUGCUCCUUUGAACGUCUUGGUCAGUUACACUCUUGUUUGGAAUAAGUACAUUGGCGUUGGAUUCAUCGGGGCUGCAAUUGCCGUGGUGCUUAACUUCUGGCUAAUGUUUUUCUUACUAUCGCUUUAUGCACUGCACAUUGAGGGAAGAAAAUGCUGGGGUGGAUUUUCAAAAAAGGCAUUCACCCAUUGGAAAGAUUUAGGACAUUUAGCUUUUUCGGGUAUUAUUAUGUUAGAAGCAGAGGAACUAUCAUACGAACUACUAACUUUGUUUAGUGCAUAUUAUGGUGUUAGUUAUCUAGCAGCCCAAUCCGCAGCAUCAACUAUGGCGGCACUACUAUACAUGGUUCCUUUUGCAAUCGGUAUAUCUUCCUCUACAAGAAUUGCUAACUUCAUUGGUGCAAAGAGAACUGAUUUUGCACAUAUUUCUUCCCAAGUUGGGCUGUCAUUCUCGUUCAUUGCAGGAUUCACCAAUUGUUGCGUGCUAGUCUUUGGACGUAACAUAAUUGCCAACGUUUACUCUAAAGAUCCCGAAGUCAUCAAAUUAAUCGCGCAAGUAUUGCCCUUGGUAGGUGUUGUUCAAAAUUUCGACUCGCUCAAUGCUGUGGCCGGUUCGUGUCUUAGGGGUCAAGGUAUGCAAUCCCUUGGAAGUAUAGUCAAUCUAUUGGCAUACUAUCUAUUUGGAAUUCCCUUAGCGCUGAUCCUAAGUUGGUUCUUUGACAUGAAGUUAUAUGGUCUCUGGAUUGGUAUUGGAAGUGCUAUGCUUCUAAUUGGCUUGGUUGAAGCUUACUAUGUGUUGUUUCCUGAUUGGGACAAAAUUAUGAGCUACGCUGAAAUCUUGAAAGAAACCGAAGAUGAUGAAGUGGAUAGCGACGAAUAUUUAACGGACUCGGACGAUCCAGAUGAAGGCACAGCUCUCUUAGGAGCUUAA